Messenger RNA from Carcharodon carcharias (great white shark), 3628 nucleotides. RefSeq names its product integrator complex subunit 5 (gene ints5). Gene Ontology annotation, cellular component: integrator complex. The transcript has 2 exons. NCBI's taxonomy places the organism in Eukaryota, Metazoa, Chordata, Chondrichthyes, Lamniformes, Lamnidae. Bases 165 to 3050 code for a protein of 961 amino acids. Gene Ontology annotation, biological process: snRNA 3'-end processing. The record is from RefSeq and is a predicted model, not a curated record.
GUGGGUGAGGGCGCGGGUUCCGGCCGCUCUCCGCGGCCUCUCCGAUCGAUUGAGCGAGCGGCGGCCGCUGGCGGAGGCUGAGCGCCGGGAGCUGUCCCUGGGCUCGGCCCGUCUCUCCCACUCCCUUCGCCCUGGUGUGUCUGAUUCCCCCGGAGCCGGCGGUAAUGGCGGCGACAGCGAUGGAGGGAAACGCGAGCCACCGAGCCGGGAUUAGUUCCCAGGAGCUGCUGCAAGAGAUGAAGGCCUUUCUCACUGGAAUUGACCCUGUGCACGGCCACAAACUGACAGUGAAGGAUCACGCUCGGUGUGGGAUCCUACUGCUGCGGAACCUGCCCCCAGCCCGGGGAGCUGUCCUGGAGCAUCUGCGCGGAGUCUUUGACGAAUAUGUCAGUGGCUACAUCCUGGAUCUUAACCACGAGGGAGGCGGUGGAGUGGGCGGUGGUCUGGGACCCCUGGGACGGCCUGGACUGGACGAUGUGACCCAGGAGAUCCAGAGCGUCCUGUCAGAGUUUGUGCACUCGAACCCCGAGGCCUGGGCUCCCCUGGUCUCCGCCUGGUCCAUCGACCUGAUGGGUCAGCUCAGCAGCAAGUACUCCGGACGGCACCAAGUCCCUCACGCCAGCAGCCUCAACGAGCUGCUCCAGCUCUGGAUGUCCUGCAAAGCAACCCGGGUCCUGAUGGAGAUCUACGUGCAGUGCCUGUCCUCCAUGAUCAGCAGCUGCCCUGACGCUUGUGUCGACGCCCUGCUGGACACCUCCGUCCAGCACUCGCCCCACUUUGACUGGGUGGUGGCCCACAUCGGCUCCUCGUUCCCCAACACCAUCAUCAGCCGGGUCCUGUCCUGCGGCCUGAAGGAUUUCUGCAUGCACGGGGCCUCCUCGGUGGUGGACCCCCUCUUCCCCUCCUUGGCGGACAAGCGUGUGCCCAAAGUGGCCUCGGUGGUGGGUAUCCUGGGGCACUUGGCCACUCGCCACUCGGACAGCAUCAAGCAGGAGCUGCUGCUGAUGUUCCACGAGAGUCUGGGCUCUCCCCGGGACCCCCAGCAGCACGCGACCGUCCCCUUCCUGCUGCAGCUGGCCGCCAUGUCCCCCAUGCUGCUCAGCACCGUCUCGGGGGAGCUCAUCGACUCCCUCAAGCCCCCCGUCCUGGACCAGCUCCACCAGCACUUUGCCGGACUGAGCCGGGACGACACGGAGAACCUGGUGGGGCUGGUGGUCCACCUGAUCUGUCAGACAGGCCCCGGGGCCUACCGCAUCCUGCAGUUCCUGGUCAACACGGCCAUGCCGGCCUCGGUCAUCACCACCCCGGGGCUGGCCGUGCGGGACAGUGUGAGGGAAGCCUGUCACCGCAUCAUCCAGCUGCUCCUGCUCAACCUGCAGAAGCUGGUGUACAACAGGCCCUCAGCCAGCCUGAGCGAGCCCCAGCCCCGGGCUAUUCCCUUCUUCGACGAGUUGAAGGGGAGGGUGAGGGACCUGUGCGUGGAGACCCUGAGGCUCGAGCGCAAACGCCACCUGUGGCAGCACCAGCUGCUGGGCCUUCUCUCCGUCUACUGCGGGCAGAGCUGCGCCACCGAGUCCCUGUGCCACCUGCUGGCCUUGGCCUCUUCCCCCGAGGAGCUGGCACUGGCUGUCCAGCUGUACGGGGGUCUGGCUGCCUCUAUGCCAGGGCUGCUGCCGGCCACCAUCAGGCGGUGUGUGACCCGCCUGCACUCGUCCAGCCUCCCCGAGGCCCAGGCCGCCCGCCUGAUGGUCAACCUGGCCACCCUGGUGCAGUGGGAGGGGCCGGAGGAAGAGGUGCCCUCCCCCAUCGGCGCCCGGCUGGCCGAGGCUCUGUCCUGGCACGUCCGGGACCUGGGCCAGCUCCUGCCGCACUCCGACCCCCAGGUCUCGGAGGCCGCGGCCCUGCUCCUCUCGGCCGUCCCCCUGCCGCCGGCCCUGAGCCCGGCCCAGCUGGCCGGCUUGGUGCGCUCGGCCGUCGGGCAGUUCCUGCUGGCGCUGCGGCGCGGCCGGGAGGCUGCGGCUUCGGACUGCGCCCGCCUGCUGACCCGCCUGAGCGCCGUGUCCCCGGCCGCUCUCCGCGCCGUCCUCCAGCAGCUGGUCAGGUCCGCCACGCACGGUGGCAGCGCCGGGCUGUUCGGCGGGCGGGCGCCGGGGGUGGCGUGGGCGCCGGGCGCUCCCCCCGCCGGCGCCGGCGACUCCUUGCUCGACGUCAACCGCAAGUUUGGCACGGCCGUCAACUUUGGCGGCAGCGUCUGGGCCGUGUUCCACGCCGGCGUGAUCGGCCGGGGGCUGAAACCGGCCUCCACCGUCACCGCGCCCGGACCCCAGGAGGCGGCGCACAACCUGUACCAGCUGCUGAGCCUGGUGGUGAGGUGUGGCAGCGGCGGCCGGCCCCUGGCCCAGCCUGACCCCAGCCUGACCCGGCAGGGGCCGCCGCCCAUCAACCCCGAAGCGGCCAAGGCUGUGGCCGUGGCGCUGGUGGAGGGUCUGUGCCCCGAUGUCACCAACAGCGAGCUGGCCUGGCCGCCGGAAGAUCACACCCGCAACACCGUGGAGCGAGACCUCCAGAUCCAGAACCGCUUCGAGGAAAACCCCCUGCUCUUCCUGCUGCUCCAGUUGGUGGCCCUGGGCCGACCCGCUCUCUGUUACUGCUCGGUGCUCCUUCGGGGGCUCCUGGCCACCCUCAUGGCCCACUGGGAGGCCUCGCGCCACUCCCUGACCACCAGCUCCCCCUGGCAGCUACAGGCGUCCUGCAGCCUGGUCUCCUGCAUGGGGGAGGGUCAGCUCCUGCCACCCGUGCUGAGCAACAUGCACGAGAUCUUCCACCUGCUCACUCCCUUUGAGGUCCAUCUCCUGCUUCUCAGCAUCUGGGACUACAUGAAAGACAAUGGCCCCCUGCCCCAGAAAUUCACCUUUGACCCCGAGCAGGGCCAGUUCUACCGGGACUUCUCACGGGAUGGCGACAUCAGCAAGUACCUGAAUGUCCUCCACAGCAUCCUGCACAAGAACAUUGACCACCUGGGACAUUUGUGUGGCCGCUUUCAGGUCUGACCGGGGAUCGAGCUUUAUGCCUUUCACUCUGCAGUCUCAGCGUGAGGGGGGUUUAACUGUUUUAACAGAAGAGACUAAAACUCACCUGACAGUCUCCAAAGCUGAUCACCCAACGGUGUCCGCCGCAUCCAAAUCCGAUUGGCCUACCUUCCGAACCGUCUGUCCCUUAAAGCACUGAUCUUUCCCGAGGCAAAGUUAGUGGAGCCGAAGAGGUGGACGCUUGAAGGGCGCGUUGGCUUAACAGUCCGGGAGCGGUAACAUUCUGGCUCCUCUGGUCCGCUGGAGACUCCUGUUUCGAUGCCACGGUUGCGAUUUUAAAAAAAAUAAUUAUUAUUUGUCCUCACUCUACGAGUCGCCGGUGUCAAUAGUUGCUCCGCACAACGCUGAAGGUGCCAGGUUUAAUGGGUUGUGGUGACAGCUGAGGUGCUGCCAAUGAACAAGAUUCCUCCUUUGGGCUGGUCCAGAUCCCCGAUCUGUUUCCAGUGGCUUUCUCCCUACACGUAGGGAAAUGCUGACCUUAUGGCCGGCAGCCAAGACAGGGUCGGCCUUUGGUGUGAAGCCCCACCCCCCCCCCCAAA